Molecule: messenger RNA, 1126 nt
Organism: Corticium candelabrum
Lineage: Eukaryota; Metazoa; Porifera; Homoscleromorpha; Homosclerophorida; Plakinidae
Product: protein-L-isoaspartate O-methyltransferase-like
Exons: 2
Coding region: 115-465 (116 amino acids)
Biological process (GO): protein modification process
Cellular component (GO): cytoplasm
Molecular function (GO): protein-L-isoaspartate (D-aspartate) O-methyltransferase activity
Source: RefSeq, a predicted model, not a curated record
GUCUUGCUGUGUGCACUCACUUUUGUCGCAGCAGUCAUAGCCAGUGAGCAGUUUGAAACCUGCGAGAGUGAGGAUUGUCCAGAACCGAGCGGGGGGCGAGAAUUCCGUACUGGCAUGGCGUGGAGGUCGAGCGGCUCGACAAACGCAGAACUCAUUUCCCAACUCGUUGCGAAUCGCGUGAUAGCAAGCAAGCGUGUGGAAGAAUUCAUGCGCUCCAUCGACAGAGGAGAAUUCCGCAAGGUCAAUCCGUAUAUGGAUGCUCCUCAGGGUAUUGGGUAUGCUGUAACGAUCAGUGCUCCUCACAUGCAUGCAUAUGCCCUGGAAUUGCUGCAAGAUCAUCUGGUUGAAGGAAAGUCGGCACUCGAUGUUGGAUCAAGCAGUGGAUACUUGACUGUAUUCAUGGCCAAAUGUUAUCAAAUAACACAAGACCAGAACUUCAGGAUAGACUUAAUGCAUCUACACUGAACAUUCCAGCAGCUCCUCCCAGUUUUCUUCAGGGUGUGCAUGAAAAUCAUUGUGCUCGUUGUGCAUUACAGUCAUCCACCGUGUCAACACAAACAGAAGAAAAGGUAUUAAAGAAAGUUAAGAUUCUUCAACAAAUUCAUGUAAGCCAACGUCAGGCACUUGUUGAAUUGAUGGCCAACCAAAGAAUGCAAAUAGAAGUUAUUGGCACAACAAAGGCUCGUGACUCAAUUGCAGCAUGAUUUAAGAAAUCAAGAACAAAGACAGCCUGAAACUGCAGAGAUGAUACAACAGACACUUGCAAUACAGCAAACAAUUCCUACACUAACACAAAUAUUGCGAGAGUUAUUCAUGAAGGAACAGCAAUCUCUUAAAGAUUAAGGAGCUGUUUGCUCAACAAAGCCAAGAAAUUAUGCAACUCAUCUGAGUUGUAGGCAACCGUAUUAUAGCAUAUGGGUGACACAUCUGUGUCAUGAAUACAAGAGGCCAAUAACUAUAUGACAUAGAAUUAUACCUACUGUUGUAUGUGGUAUUUUAGUAUAAAGAUUUUAGUUGUUGUUUUCUACAAUGCGGACUCAGAGAGGCUUCUCUUUGGUUUUGUAUAACAUGCUGUGACUGAAAAUUUGCAUAGAUUGAGGUUGAAAUUUGCAUAGACUGAGUUUGG